This is a messenger RNA of Mytilinidion resinicola, 951 nucleotides long. RefSeq lists its product as uncharacterized. Gene Ontology annotation, biological process: regulation of DNA-templated transcription. Lineage: Eukaryota; Fungi; Ascomycota; Dothideomycetes; Mytilinidiales; Mytilinidiaceae. Gene Ontology annotation, molecular function: DNA-binding transcription factor activity, RNA polymerase II-specific; transcription cis-regulatory region binding. The coding region runs from base 1 to 951 and encodes 316 amino acids. The transcript is spliced from 3 exons. Gene Ontology annotation, cellular component: nucleus. The record is from RefSeq and is a predicted model, not a curated record.
AUGGGAAUUCUCGCAACAGCGGCACCAGGAAUUGCUGCUCUGGACACGCCGAACAUCUCACACCCAACGCCGAUUUCGUCAGCGCGUCUCUCUGUUGCGGCAUCACAGUCAUCGGAAACUUCCGAUGACACGUCACGUGAAUCUAUCCAUUCCGUUUCCCAGGAACUGCUCCUAGAGUCGUUAGCCUACUACCGCUCUAUAGGCGGAAGCUUCGCGUGUGUACAGAUCCCAGAUCCGAUGGAUGUUCAAGUCUUUCGUCAGGAGAGACCAUUCCUUCUGCUUGCCAUUAUUGUUGUUACGCGCUGGAGGCACCGGACUGACCAAACCAAACUCGAACAAGAGUUCUUGAAGGACAUGGGCGAGCGUUUCUUUGUCAAGGGCGAAAAGUCCAUGGACCUUCUUCAAGGGCUUUUAGUGUACCUGAGCUGGCAAUCAAGGUACCACUUCUUCACACCUCAGCCAUCCCAGCAAGGCUUCAGGCUGGCGUCAUUAGCAGCAAACCUUGUAGUUGAGCUUGGUUUGCAUAAGAAGCCUCAAUGUUCGAGUCAACAUGAUGCCAUCGUCGGCGUGGCUCAUCCGUCGAUAUCUGGCGGGUUAUCGGAGUUUUGGAAGCGCGAGGCACAACGCGCACUCAUCGGAACAUAUCUUGCUUGCACUCUAUCUGCUAUCCUUUUUCGCAAAGGAAAUCCUUUGCAAUAUACCGAAUACAUGGAGCAAUGCGCAGUCUCAUUGGCAGAAGAAUCACCGUACCCCUCUGACAAGAUUCUGGUUCACUUCGUUCGACUGGUGUAUAUCAACGAGCAAGUGUAUGACAAUCUCCACCAUGGAGACUGGGGUACUGGAGAUACGACGAACGACGAGAAGAUAAAGCUCCUCGUUGGUGCUAUCGAGCGGCAACUCAAGAACUGGAAGUCCAAGUUGCCUCAUGAAUUAAUGGAUCACUGUCAGUAA